GAAGGACUCAGUUAAUGCGCGCAUCAUGAAGCAACGACGGCGCGGAUUGUUUCUGCGGUUCUUGACUGCGUCGCUGCUCUUCUUGCUUGUUGCGUCUGUUUCUCAGGCGAGGCCGCGCCCUGGACGAGAACCAAGUUAUCUCAAGUUCGUAGCAAAUGCCACUGAGUUACCAUCGGAGGAAAACUAUGACUACGUUAUCGUUGGUGGAGGUACCGCCGGUUGCCCUCUGGCGGCCACGUUGUCGCAAUCCUACAAGGUUCUUCUCCUCGAACGCGGCGGAGUUCCCUACGGCAGACCAAGUUUGAUGACGCAAGAGGGCUUCUUGUCCACGCUCACAAACGUCGACUCGUUUGACUCAGCUUCCCAAUCCUUCGUCUCGGAAGAAGGUGUCCCCAACGCAAGAGGGCGGGUUCUUGGUGGAAGCAGUGCGAUAAACGCCGGAUUCUACAGCAGGGCAGACCCAGAUUUCUAUCAGUACUCUGGCGCCAAUUGGGACCUCAGAGUGGUGAAUGAGUCCUACGAAUGGGUUGAGAGGGCCGUCGUGUUUAGACCGGAGCUUAGAAACUGGCAAUCAGCAGUCAGAGAUGGGUUGUUGGAGGCUGGGGUCGAUCCUUACAAUGGUUUCAGUUUGGAUCACGAGGUGGGGACGAAGAUUGGAGGCUCUACCUUUGAUGGCAGAGGGAGGAGGCAUAGCGCUGCUGACCUGCUCAACUAUGCCAAUGCCAGCAACAUAAAUGUGGCCGUUUAUGCAAGCGUGGAGAGGGUGCUGCUGGCAUACAGCGGCCCUCGUGGAAGCUCGAGGUCUUCCAUUUCAGCCAUCGGCGUGGUGUAUCGAGAUCGGAUGGGGCAGUAUCAUCACGCCAUGGUGCGUGAGAAUGGGGAAGUGAUCCUCUCAGCUGGUGCCAUUGGGACUCCUCAGCUGCUGUUGUUGAGUGGGAUUGGCCCAAGGCCUUACCUUUCUUACUGGGGGAUUCCUGUGGCCUACCAUCUUCCAUACGUGGGGCAGUAUCUCUAUGACAAUCCUCGGAAUGGGAUCUCAUUCGUGCCUCCAGUGCCACUGGAACACUCGCUGAUACAAGUGGUUGGCAUCACCGAGCUCGGAGCAUAUGUUGAGGCAGCCUCCAACGUGAUCCCAUUUGUAUCCCCUGCGCGUUCAGUCUUCAUCAGGGCACCAUCUGCGCCGCUGUACCUGACGGUGGCCACUCUGAUGGAGAAGAUCGUUGGCCCACAAUCUGUUGGGUAUCUGAGGCUGGCCUCUACAGAUGUCAGGAUGAACCCACUGGUGCGUUUCAAUUACUUCUCAAGCCCUAUUGACAUGGAGAGGUGUGUGAACGGGACCCGCAAGCUCGGGGAUGUGCUGAGAACCCGUGCUAUGGCGGACUUCAGGGUUCGUGACUGGUUCGGUGUUCGGAACUUCAGGUUUGUCGGGCCAGCACUGCCUGUGGAUCAGUCUGAUUUCGAGCAGAUGGCUGAUUUCUGUCGACGGACUGUUAGCACCAUAUGGCAUUACCAUGGAGGCUGCGUGGUGGGGAAAGUGGUGGAUGCUGACUACCGUGUUUACGGCAUUCGGUCACUGAGAAUCGUGGAUGGCUCAACGUUAACAAUCUCGCCAGGCACCAAUCCACAGGCCACUCUCAUGAUGCUUGGCAGAUACGUCGGCCUCAAGUUAAUCAAGGAGCGAGAAGUACAACCUGCGACGAAGUCUGAUUCUGGCGACCUGUAGUGUAACUGACCUUGUAGAAGGGAUACAGCAGGUACUUCAUUAUCAGUAGUCUGUAUGUUGGAGUUCAUCUGAAGGUGUUCAGUUUUGUACUUAGGAUAUUGACAGUUUGUAUGCAAUUCUAUCAUGCCUAUAGAAUGAAAUGUUAGGCGGUAUACAAGCAAUGAAGCAACUCAUGUUUCUUCAUUGCCAAAUGGAGAGGUUGGUAAUAUGACUGAUGAAGUUGUACAUGGGAUAAUGAGAGGAUGAUGGUUCAUCUCUCUUUGGUAAGAAACUUGUUUGAGUUUGACUUCCCAUCAAACUAUCUAGCUAAGUUGUUGUCUGUAUAUGAUGAAUUUGAUUUCA
Messenger RNA from Linum tenue, 2065 nucleotides. NCBI's taxonomy places the organism in Eukaryota, Viridiplantae, Streptophyta, Magnoliopsida, Malpighiales, Linaceae. The record is from the annotation of a GenBank genome assembly.